AUCACUCGCUUGACGUUUACUUUUUACUUGACUCUUUAUAUGUCUUUUUAUGUCACAUUUUAUAUGUAGCGGCGUUUAUCUCAUCGUAUCUUGAUCAGUACCGAGUCUAUUAGCCUGAUAGCUAACAGCGUUCAGAUAUCAACACAGCCUACGUGUUGAACAAACUACGAAAUAUGACCCUGCAAAGUACAUACUGAUCUCGUUCACUUAUAAAUGAACCAAAUUAAAACGUACUUCGUUAUGUUUGGUUAGUCUGGUACAGCAUGCUUUCACGUACUCAUUGUAAAGAUGAAUGUGGGCGUUGCUCACAGCGAGGUGAACCCAAACACCCGGGUAAUGAACAGCCGGGGCAUCUGGCUGGCCUACCUGCUGCUGACCACUGUCCUGCAUGUAGUCUUACUCAGUAUCCCCUUCCUCAGUGUGCCCGUCGUAUGGACCCUCACCAAUGUCAUACACAACCUGGCAAUGUAUCUGUUUUUGCACACGGUCAAAGGCACUCCGUUUGAGACCCCUGACCAGGGCAAGGCGCGUUUGCUCACUCACUGGGAACAAAUGGACUACGGAGUUCAGUUCACAUCAUCCAGAAAAUUCCUCACCAUCUCACCUAUUGUACUGCACAUUCUGGCCAGCUUCUACACCAAAUACGACACUGCCCAUUUCCUAGUCAACACAGGCUCACUACUAACUGUCAUCCUUCCCAAAUUGCCUCAGUUUCACGGCGUUCGCCUGUUUGGCAUAAACAAAUACUGAUCUUACACUUCACCCCCUAGAUGAAGGGGAGAAAGCAUCAUGGAGAUGAGAUGACUGAUGUUUGUCCUACUGAUGCUUCUGUGGUCCACAGCCUCAAGGCCUUAAGGAACCAAAACUGCACUGGACUCAAGUAUACGUAUUUAAAAAAAGGUCUUUCAGGCUCAGGUUUAUUCAAUAUGUGGCGUUUUAUUCUUAUGUUAGGUCUGUCUCUAUUUCUCUAUUUCAUCACAUUGGUCAUUAUCUGCUUAAAUCAACGUUAUUAUGGUUAUAUUUGCAUAAGCCUGUUUCUUAGUAUAAGCGCUGUCAUUGUCAAGUCAAAGGAUAGAAAGAUGACAGUAUUAAAUCAUUAUAUUAUUCAAACAGGCAUGUAGCAUUAUUACAUGUCUGAUCCAAAUCUUUUUUUUCUUCUUUACACUGCUUAUCUAGAGUCUUAUGUUGAAUGCUGUUUUGAUUAUAAAUUAUUCAUUUCAUUUGCUACAAAAAUGCACAACAUGGAUGUGUGAUAUUGUCUGAAUGUGAUAUGGUAAACAGUCUACUGUAUGAAGUUCAUUGUUCAACGGUAUACUUUAGUGAACUUUUAACGGGUUCGAUUAGAGAUCGUUGAAUUUCUUUAUUUAUUCAUUUAGUUGCUUUCAGUGUAAUGAAGCAUUCCUAUUCGACAUUAUUGCCAUGCUCAAUUGUGUGGGAACAAUUGUCUUUUUUUUAACAUGUGUACAGGUUUAAGAACCAAGUCUUAUUGUGUUGCACUCUUAUAAUUAAAAUGCAUUCAAACUUUAAA
Misgurnus anguillicaudatus (oriental weatherfish) is the source of this 1528-nucleotide messenger RNA. It is a transcript of the gene ormdl2, whose product is annotated as ORMDL sphingolipid biosynthesis regulator 2. NCBI's taxonomy places the organism in Eukaryota, Metazoa, Chordata, Actinopteri, Cypriniformes, Cobitidae. The record is from RefSeq and is a predicted model, not a curated record. Gene Ontology annotation, cellular component: endoplasmic reticulum membrane.